Molecule: messenger RNA, 4132 nt
Organism: Octopus bimaculoides (California two-spot octopus)
Lineage: Eukaryota; Metazoa; Mollusca; Cephalopoda; Octopoda; Octopodidae
Product: opioid-binding protein/cell adhesion molecule
Cellular component (GO): neuron projection
Source: RefSeq, a predicted model, not a curated record
ACGAUAUUUAUUUUUGUCUUUUACAGACGGAUUUGUGAUUUCUGAUAGCUUUAAUGCCGGAGAAAAUCCAAGAGAACCAAGUUUUAUUGUUCCUGCCCGAAAUGUUACAGUAGUUGCUGGGCGAAAGGCAAUUUUACCAUGUUCAGUAGAAUUUUUGAACACUCAUAAGGUUAUAUGGACAAAUCAAAGACAUACACUGUUGACGAUGCGAGAUCGUCGAAUUACUGAUGAUGUUCGUAUAAUGGUGGUUCGUGAUCAUCCUGGUGAGUGGAACUUACAUAUAAGGGAUGUGGAACCAUCUGAUCAAGGUCAAUUCAACUGUCAAAUUAAUACAGUUCCUGUAAAAAUUAACAAGGUGAAUCUAUUUGUAUUAGUCCAGCCAACACUUAACGCAGAUAUGUCAAGUAAAGAUAAAACUGCAAAAGAGGGGGAUACAAUAAGCCUUGUCUGCAAUGUAAGUGGAACGCCGCAUCCUAAUGUGACCUGGUAUCGCAGGUCUAUAAGCGACCAAAAGCAAAAUGAAAGAAUAGGCAUGACUGGAGAGGGCCUGAAUACAUGUCUUCUAUGUUGUGUUCCAGGGAUAGGCAUGACUGGAGAAGUUUUGAUGAUCCACAACAUUUCCCGUUACUGUAAUGGCCUCUAUGAGUGUGUUGCAGACAACGGGGUAGCUAACGCAGUCAGCCAUGUAAUCAAAGUUACGGUUUUCUUUGCACCAGAGAUUUUUUUACCUACCAAAAGAAUUGGACAAGCAUUAGCAAAAGAGACAAUAUUAGAAUGCAAAAUAACUGCUAUGCCACAAGGUGUUACAAUGUGGAGAAAGAAUGGUACAGAAUUGCAAACGGGAUGGAAGUAUAGAAUAGAUGCUUAUGGUGAUGAUGAAUAUACCAUCACACUAAGCUUACGUAUAAGACAGAUAGCAAAAGAUGAUUAUGGAGUUUAUACAUGUCAGGCUUCCAAUCGACUUGGGCGUGAUGAAAAAAGUAUGGUAUUAUAUGAAAUUGGAAUAUCAAGCACAAAAUCUACGACAGUCAGUUCUUCAGGAACACCUGGCAGAGAAAUCUUUAUUCCUGGAAAACAUCCACAAUAUCCUGUUAUAACACAGAGGAACCAUCAGACUAAGACAACUCCCUUUGCAAGUGGAAGUUCUCGAAUUGAACAAGGACAUUAUACAGAUACUGCAACCUCUCUAUACACAGUGCCAUCGUCCAUUUUAAUUCUGAUUACCAUAUUGCCAAUUCUUGAGUUACUCUCUGGAGUGUGAUGCAAUUUUUUCAGCUUGUACAUUUUAUUAAACAACUGGAUUUUUAAAUGUUGCUGCUGCUACUGCUGCUGCCGCCACUCAAAGUCUAAAUACAAGAAAGUAAUGGACUUUUACAUUUUUUUUUUUAAAUUUUGUUUUUCCUCCCAUGAAGAACAAAUCAAUUUUGCUUUUGCCAACACAAAAAUACAAUUUACGAACAGGAAAAAAUUUAAAACUAAGCAUGAAUUUCUAUGAUAAUAAUAACAACACAACAUAUACACCAACAAUAACAAUAAUAGUAACGAUAAUCAUAAUAAUAAUGAUAAUAUUAUUAAAGUGAAAAUAAGUAAAUCUCAUCACACAAAGCAGAAAGUAAAUAAUGGUCAGCGAGCAAACUUUCUAUCAGUUUCAAUAAUUAAGCAAUUGUGAAAGUUGCCAUGGCAAUAUUAACAAACAACAACACUAUCAUCCACAAACACAACUAUAAACAAAGUAGGAAAAUGGAACACACAGCAGCUAGACAAUAGAACAUAAAACACCUGUUUCUGAAGAGUAUCUAAAUACCAAAUAUUGUUUAUACAAUGUAGAGUUGCCAAAGAUACUAUAAUAAUAAUAAUUAGAUUAUAAGGAGAAUGAGAAGUUGCAGUGUUCAUUCAUUCCAAAACACUAUGAAAAUUUGAAUAUUAAAUUCUACAGCAAUUACAAGAAUAAGAGCUGUGUAAUGAGAAGGGAGAUUAAGAAUAAUCAGCAAUAAUAUUAACAUUUAAAAUUCAUCAUAUAUAUAUAUAUAUAUACACACACACACAUAUAUAUAUAUAUGAUAUAUAUAUAUAUAUAUAAAUGAGAGGCAAGGUGGGAGAGAGAAAGAGCAAAAUAAAAAGAAUGAGAGACAGCGAGCGAGAGAAAGAUUGCAUGCUAAUGCUUAAUAUAUCGCUGUGAAACAGAAUAAAUAAAUCAAUAAUGGUCUCAUGAACUACAUGAGUAUUCUGUUUUGUGUUUUUUUGUAUAUAUAAUUGUGUGUAUGUAUAUAAAUAUGUAUGGGUGUGGUUGUAUGUGCAUGUGUGACAUGUAUAUAUGCAUGUGCGUGUGUGUGUGAUGUAUUAAUGUAUGAGCGUAUAGCAAUAUUCACAUACAUGUCUAUGUAUGUAUAUGUGUAUAUAUAUAUAUAUAUAUAUACAUAUACAAUGUAGAAUUAUAUAUAAACAUACAUUACAUGCACACACCCACUCACAGAUAUUCCUAGCAGAUGUCCUUGGAUGGAUAUAUCUAAAGAAUUGUUGAAACUUCAACCAACUCAGAACACUACAGAAAAGUCGUUAGCUUCUUCACAGAUGCUAAAAUUUUCUUUUUAUUCUUCAUAAUAAAGGGAUAAUGUUAGCAACGAUGCUGAUGACAAUGACAACAUCGGCAUUGAAGGUGUUGAUAAUGAUGAAAAAUAAUAUAAUGCUUUCUUUUUUUGUUUUUUUUAAAAAUCCAUUUCUGUUAUACAAGAGAAUGGAAUUCUAACAACCGAGAAAUAGAAAAAUAAUGAAAAGAAUAAAUAAGAACAAGCAAAUUGGAGUAAAGUGCUUCUUAAAUAUGGGAGAGAAAAAUAUUACCUAACAAACUGGAAUGGUAUAUUACUGUUGCAUUUUGUAUGUGAUGAUUUUGGUCUUGAAGUGCAAUAUUAUUACAGGUAUCCAUACACAUACACUCUUACAUAAGUUUACUUGUGUAAUAUGCAGACACACAUAAGCAUAUUCAACAUUUACUUUCACUGGUAACUUGAUUUGGACAAUUUGAUGGCAAUAACCUUUGAGAAAUAUUUGACUACAAUUAAAAUAAAGACAAAUUUAACACUAUGUAUAUGACUGGAUGAUAGUCAUAAAAACUUCCACUUUGGAAUUAUUUUUUGUUCAUUUAUUUUUGUUUUGUUUUAUUUUUGUUCAACAUAAAGAAAAGAAAAUCUACAUAAAUACUAAAAGAAAAUGAACACCUAUCACUUAUGAGUAACAUGGAAAUAUCUGAUCAACAUCCAAGAAAUGUGCUUGAUAAUUUGCUUGAAAUGUUUAUUUGCAUGAAAAUAUAUUAAGGAAAAAUGGCUUUGAUACAUUUUUUUUUUUUUUUUUCAUAUUCAAAAUCCAUAAAUUCUUUCUCACUUAAUUUCUGUCUGCCUGCCUGUCAUUCUCCAAAUGUAUCAGGUCAUAUCAUGAGUUGCCAUAUAGGGUUAUUUGAUAAUAUUUCUUAUUGUUUCAUGUAAAUAAAAGUGCAUGAAAUAAAACCAAAAAAAAAGAUAAAUAAAUAAAAGGAAUGUUACUUAUGGAAUGACCAGAUAUUCCUGCCACAACUUAUUUGAAUACAAGUAACUGGCUGAGUCCCAUCUUUUUCUUUUUGCCCCUCAUAGUCAUAUUUUAUCUCUGAACUAAGUAUAAGUGGCUUUUAAUUAACAAAUAUUUUGUUGUAGUUGAUUUGUUAGGUUUCUAUACAUCAGGCAAUUUUUCCUUGUGUUAUGUUGAGCCACUGUAAACUAUGUAAAAAAACAAAAAAGAAGAAGAAAAAAAGAUAACAGAAGAGUGGCAGCAUUUUAGAAAUGCUGGGAAACUAGAUUUUAUGUUUAUUUUUGUUUCUGCCUUAUAUUUCUUUCCUUCUUUCUCUAUUUUUGUAUCUAAAUGUUCACAUAAUAUUAUCAUAAUUCCUUCCAUAAAUGAAGUUUCACAGUUAGAUAUCUGACAGCAAUAACAAAUCAAAUAAAUGCUGACCAUUAAGGUUUAUUAAACUCCUUCAACAUACCAGACAUCUGAUGUAUUUUGUUGUUUUUAUAGGAGAAAUAUAUUAUAACAUACUAUAAAUAUGUAUUUUUUAUUAAAUUUAGUAAAUAAAGGUUUGUCAUGCUUAACACUCCUUAUGAAACAA